CCACUCAAGGCCAAGCAAAGCAAAGGAAGCAAAGCAAGCGUCAAGUGAUUAGUGAAAACGUAAACACUGCAUAUUUUCUUCGAAUUUUCAUUUCAUCGGUGGAUUUCUAUUUUUUUUAAUUAGUAAAAACUAGAAAGAACUAAUAAUCAUUCGUGUUUGCCUUCACGCGGGAAUGAAUUAGAUUAGAAGAGAGAAGAAGAGAUUAGAAGAAUAUGAUUAUGGAAGGAUUUUGUAGAAGUUGCUUAGUGAAAUAUGAUGAGCCAACAGACCUAAUACCAUACACAGAAAAGAACAGGAGAAUGUUUGUUUAUGCAACAGGAUUGCAGGUAAAGCGCAAUGACACUUUUACAUUCCAACUCUGCAAGGAAUGCCACCUCAACAUGAAGGUGGCAUGUAACUUUAAAAAGACAUCCAGGAACUCAGACAAGAAGUUUAAAAAUUAUUUGGCUGUUAAAGAGGCUGGAGACAGCAUAGACUUUUGCACGUUUCUCAAAAACAAUGAUGAAUCCCUUAAAUUCAGGCUUCCAAUGUAUAACGGUAGUAGCACACCAGCAAACAGGAACAAAGAUGAUGAUAAUGAAUCAACGUGUACAAGCAUACAGAACUUCAUGACGGAUAUCCUAAGAGUUGAGGAGAUACCGGACAGUGAGGCACGUAUCAUCAAAGAGGUGAUUGAGGAAGAGGCAGACAUACUGGAGGACUCGCUAGACUCACACUGGCUACAGGAUGACGUGUCUAUUGAUACAGAUUUCAGACUGGAUUUUAGUUUCAGUCCAUUUUCAACACCCCGGUCCACAAUUAAUGACGAUCAUUGCUACACACCGAAGAGACUGAACGAUCCAAUAGCCUCAGAUCAAAAAGAACAUAAUAAUAUAGCCAUAAAACUAGAACCUGAUGUAGAGAACCAUGCAGUCAAUAAUUUUGAGAAUAAUAUACCUAGACACUGUGACACAAAAGAAAAUAUCCAAGGUGGCACACAAUGUGUUAUUGAUAUGAAUUUGGAAAACGCACUGAAAAAUGACUCGGCAGAAAAAGUUAUGUUGGAUGAUCUACUCGCUACUCCCCCGGUAAUUCCCAAUAUAUCUGCACCAUCUACGCCUCUAAUAAACAGCAUUCUCUUUGGCAAUAAAAUUGAUACUGAUACUGAUAACAGACCGAAAAACGUGUACAUGCCUACAGACAUGAUCAAAGAAUCAGAAAUUGAUGUGCUGUACGAAUUCCUUAACACCGACGACGGUGAGACAAAGGAGGAAUAUAUAGAUUACGAUGAUAUUUAUAUACCAGCAGACAUUAAUGAAAAGAAUCAAGAGAACGAUGUAAUUAUACCAUAUGAUUAUGAGAAUAACGAUUUAAAUAACUCUGAUGAGAAUGGAAAUGGAAUAACAGAAAAUAUUGAAGAACCAGCGUCACCAGUUGAGGACAAAUACUGUUUAGAAAGGUUCUAUUGCAAAAUUUGCGAUAGAAAAUUCAAAAAUGUGAUGGCACUAAAAAUUCAUUUGAGGAGAGGACAUAAAAUUAAAAUAGUGGAACCUAAACGCGUGCGUGGGAAAAUGAUAUGCGAUUACUGUGGGAAAGUUUUCAUGGCUUCCAAAUAUUUUGUUAGACAUAUAAAAUAUCAUAUGAACCCGGAUCAAUAUGAAUGCGAACACUGUCCUCUGUCAUUUAGGACUAAAACAGGUUUGAAGUCACAUAGCUCUACACACGGGAUUGUUAGUCAAAGAAAAGAAAAAUGUGGGAAGUACGUCUGCAGCAUUUGCGGUUCAGAACAGUCAAGCUCGUCGAACCAUAAAAUUCACUUGCGGCGCCACACCAACGAAUACAGCAUAUCGUGUAAGCUCUGCGGGAAGGGGUUCUAUAGGACUUCCGACUUGGACACGCAUAUGAGAAUUCACACUGGAGAGCGCCCUUAUGCGUGCAUGUUUUGUCCGCAAAGAUUCGCGAGGCAGGACACUCUAAAUAGGCACAUAAAAUCUCACACAGGUGAGAAACCGUAUCGUUGCCCCUUUUGUAACCACAAGUUCAUAAAUCCUGCCGUUUUGAAGAAACACCAAACGACAUCCAAGAUUUGCCUUGAGAAACAGAUGGAAACUCUGUUUGAAACUUCGGAAUCGAAUACCACGGAGAAAGUUACUGUAUAUUAUGCAGAAAUUUCAAAUAUUACUGAUGUACAAAAUAUUAUUAAAGAAAAUCUUGCGUCCUCUUGAAGGAAAGACUUUAUUUACUUGCUAUAAUAAGUUUUAUAAUAUGCAAGGAGUAAACAAUUAUUCCGCGAGGAGAAAGCGAAUUUCUAAAAUAUUGGCUUCUAUCUCCACAAUGUAAAGCACAAAGUUCUACCGAGAAAGAAAAUUCUCACGAAUUCCCGCGAAUUUAUCAUUUGGUCAAGUAUUGUGUUUUAUGGCACGUUUACAUUAGGUCGGUCACCGAAUCCGGCGACCGCAUUCGGUUUAAUUGAAUUGAUUCCUAAAAUUGGGCUGUUUUAAUUAAGUCGUUCACCGAAUACGGGGACCAUAUUCCUUUAAGAUUCGGAGACUGCAUCAUACCGAAAUGUGUACUCUUGCAUCAUCAUGAACAAACAUAAUAUUACAAGGAACGAAACAUAAUAUUAAACGGAAAGGAAAAGGACAAGGAAUUUUAACUGUGUGCGAUACAAUACAAGAAAUUUUGAAGAAGGAAACGGUCUGCGGCCGAAUACGGCUAACCGAAAACCCGUUUACACUAGUCGGUGAUCGAAUACGGGUUGCAACCGAAUCGGUCAAAACGACCUAAUGUAAACGAGCCCUUUCGUGGUGGAGAUAGAAAUCCCUAUGCUAUGUAAUAUGUAUUUUAGAAAUUCCCUUUGAUUCCCUAUCAAUGUAAAUUGAGUCUAAUGGAUGAUACAAACCAAGCCCGGCGGCCCACCCGGUUUACCUGUUAUCAAUGAAAAAUUUUAAUAAAAGAUUUUUCUUUAAAUAAUAACACGUUUUAAUUUAUAUCCUUUUAUUUCUCUGUACAAAAUUAUUUCAUCUAAAUAACUUACGGCUCCAUAAGAUUAGUGUCUUAUUACAAUCAAGGCAUAGGGGCUGAUCAUUUAUCGAGUUUAUACUAGCAAUAACAUCCUAUGGUUAGAAAUGUGAAGUACGU
Molecule: messenger RNA, 3120 nt
Organism: Maniola jurtina (meadow brown)
Lineage: Eukaryota; Metazoa; Arthropoda; Insecta; Lepidoptera; Nymphalidae
Exons: 11
Coding region: 213-2204 (663 amino acids)
Biological process (GO): regulation of DNA-templated transcription
Cellular component (GO): nucleus
Molecular function (GO): RNA polymerase II cis-regulatory region sequence-specific DNA binding; zinc ion binding; DNA-binding transcription factor activity, RNA polymerase II-specific
Source: RefSeq, a predicted model, not a curated record